Molecule: messenger RNA, 714 nt
Organism: Diospyros lotus (date-plum)
Lineage: Eukaryota; Viridiplantae; Streptophyta; Magnoliopsida; Ericales; Ebenaceae
Exons: 2
Coding region: 1-714 (237 amino acids)
Source: RefSeq, a predicted model, not a curated record
AUGGAUUUCAAGGGUAAAAGUAAAGAUAAUGCAAAAGCUAGAAUGGAUUUGAAAGAAUAUUGUCGGCGGAAGGAGCUUGAGUUAAUAGAUCAUGGUGGAGGAAAGGUAGGGACUGACCCCUGUGAGAAUGAGUUUUGGCUGGAGCAGGUCGAAAAGAUCUUUGACUUUAUUGGCUGUGAGGAGGAGGAUAAAGUUGGUUGUGCAACAUUUAUGCUUCGUGAUGAAGCUGACCAGUGGUGGAAAAUGAUGCAGAGAACUCUGCAAGGUCCUGAAGGACGAGGUACUCCAGUUACUACAUGGGUGCAGUUUAAGAAACUUUUUAAUACGAAAUACUUUCCUUUGUGUAAGAAAAUGGAGAAAGGUCGGGAGUUCAUGAAUCUAAAACAAACUGGGGACAUGUCUGUCGCCCAAUACGAGGAUCACUUCACAAGGCUGAUCAAGUAUAUGCCUAUAUACAACCUGGACAAGGAAGCCAAAGCGCAGAAGUUCCUUGGAGGACUGAAGUGGAAGAUUCAACUGGCCUUAAGCUCCUUAGGGACACCCACCUAUGCAGAAGUGGUGCUGCAAGCCUUGACGGUAGAAAGCAACUUUCGGCGAAUGGAGACUUUGGGAACGGAAUUUCGUGGGCCCGAGGAUGGAAGGUUGGGAAGAAAGCAUGACUUGGGGACUCAAGGGAGGAAGUUCAAGACCAAAGGUUCGUGCCCGAAAUGUUAG